AUUAUUAGCGGUUGUGCAUGCCGAAGAGCAAAUAUAGAGUCCGUAUGUAGGUACGGUCAGAUUGUCAGAGGGUCUGGCACGUGUGGCACGCACGGUUAUCAUUAGGCAAAUAAAAAGAAGAAUAUUUUAUAUUUCGAAUUUCGAAAUGUCUGAAAUGUUUGUGCCUCUAAUGUGAAUCGUAAUUUAAAUAUAGAAAAAAAAAAAAAAAUUGAAAAUGUUAUCUGUGACAUAUUUGUUUUUCGCGCCAAUAUUGUUUAGUGUUGUGACAACAAUGUAUAGUUCGAAAUCUUUGGAAGGUUAUCCUGCUGGAUAUCUUGCAGAUUGUCCCGGUUCAGAACAACCUACAACAAUCACAAAUAAAAGUCUCAAGUAUUUAACAUUCACAGUGUUAGGGAUAAAUGCGCCACCAAAAUCGAGUAGACUGAGGUACUCCUAUUAUCAAAUGAAAGAGUUGAGCGAUGAACCAACAAUGGAUUAUAGCAAGAAAACCAUGUUAUAUGUGGGUGGAUUUUUGGACAGUCCAAAUUACCCUUUCGCAACAGCCUUAGAAACGAAUUAUAGAAGACUGGGUUACAAUGUUUUGCUGGUGGAUAUGAAUAAAUUUUUCAAAGUGGAAUAUCCCGUGACCGCUCGACUCAUGCGGGCGGUUGGGAAACACAUAGGUGAAAUGUUGUCCAACUUGACUAACUACAACAUGGAAUUCGAUCCUAAGAAAUUAGAGAUAGUAGGUCUGAGUCUCGGAGGGCAGACUAUGAGUUACGUCGCAAAGACAUACAAGGCACUGACUGGGAGUACUAUAGCCAGACUGACUGCUCUGGAUCCGUCUGGACCUUGUUUCAGGAACUUAGGUCCGGAGGAUCGUUUGGAUCGAAGUGAUGCUGAUUUUGUGGAUGUAGUGGCGACUAACAUCGAUGGAUUUGGUAUGGCCGCGCCAGUAGGUCAUGUAAAUUUUUACGUCAACGGUGGAGAGUAUCAACCUGGCGAUAUAUUCUGGUUACCGUGUAACAUAUUUUGCAGUCACAUAAGAGCGUAUACGCUUUGGUUUUCAGCGUUGCAAAAUCCCGAUUCCUUUAUAGCAAUGCAGUGUGACUCAGUGCAGCAGGCCAGAGAAAGGAACUGUUAUGACCGACAACCGUUAGUGACUAAUUUACUCGGUCUUAACGUUGAUAAGACUAAACAGGGCGUGUUCUAUUUAGCAACAAGUUAUGGUUUCCCAUAUUAUAUGGGCGAGAAGGGAUUGAAAAGAAAAUAUGAAAUUUUUUCAACUAUGUUAAAAAGUAUGAAUUCGAAACUUGUAAUGACUAUUUAAAUAUAAAUAUUUAAAUGAUGGAUCAUUAGUGAAUACCCCUUUGCAAAAAAGUGGACAUUUUGCAAUAAGAUAAAAGUUAUUUUUUUUUAUUGAACAUUGAAUGGUAAGCAAACCGACGGCCCACCUAUUGGAAAGUGGUAACAAUCGCCUAUAGAUGUGAACAGCACUGUGGACACAACAAAAUACUCUGUAAUACCCAUAAUUAUCCUCGUGAAUGCGUUAGCAUUCUUCGAGAAUGCGUUUGCAUUUUUCAAGAAUGCAUUAGCAUUCUUGAGGACUAUAACCAUAUUUCUAUUAUUUAAAAUUUAUUUUAAAAUUUUUCCAAGGAAUUGAAACAUUGUUAAUUUUGUAAUUAGAGUUGCUUGUGUAAUAACUUUAGUAUUAAUUAGUAACGUUUUGUUUAUUUUAAAAAUAACAGUCACCGUAGACAACAUACGAAUCCAUAGAACCGGUUCGUUCAGCGCUCACAUAAGAAGAAACAAGUCAGUGCACGUUGCCAUCUCAUUCUAUCUUAUAGACUCGCUACAUAACGAUUCUAUCAAUAGAUUCGUUUGUACUCUGUCUAAAGGAGGCUGUUUAUACAAUUGUAACGACCACUACAGCUAUAAAAGAACGAAAUCUUGCAAACGUUAUGAAAUCACUAGGGGUGAGUAAUACAUAGGAAUAUCUAUAUAUUGUAGCUAUAAUAACUAUAUAUUGGUCCAAUAAUGAAUAUGUUGAAAGUCUGUUAUCCGAAAAUUAAUAUUGAGUAAUAGACUUUUAAGUCUAUUAUCGGUUAUUCAAUAUACAAUACCAAAAUGUAGCAGCCGAUUAAAAUUAACAUAGAUUUUCGACCGAUAUGGACGACAACUAAAAUGGGUAAUGAUUAUUUUCCCACCAUACCAAUACCAAUUUUAUUUCAUAAUCAACAAUAUAUCAGAGGAAGACUUUGUACAAAAGUCGUUUGCUUGGGCAUUUCUGUCCCAUUCGUGUUUCUAACGUGAAGCAGUUAUGUUUGCAUGGCUGUGUUUCGGUUUGAAGGGUGGGAUAUAGCGUGAAUUUACAGGGUACAGAGGAAUAACACCUGAGUCCUCAAGAAUGACAAUGCAUGGGGGGUAUCAUGGGCGAAGCAGUAUACUCGGUUAUGUUCAUGGUAUUGCUCAUGUCUGUAGAUGACGGUUACCACUUUCUGUCAGGUGGGCCGUCAGCUUCUCUGCCAUUCUAGGUUGCAUAAAAAAAAAAACAAUAAUUGUAUUCACAAUUAUGUAUAAAAAAAAUCUAUUUUUUUGCAAAGGUGUUUAUUAUGUCUGCGUUGUUAGAUAAAUGGUAAAGACUACAUUAAUUUGAUCGACCACCUACAAAAACAAUUACGUACUUAUACUAUUAAAUUUAAGUACGUCAAAUUUAAGGAUUUAUUUACUUACAAGCUAAAUGAUGUAUUACCAAAAUAUUGGUACAUUCUAGUUUCUUUUUGCGGUUCAUCAAAAACCGAUUAAAAAGAUUUACUAGAAAAGUAUUAAGUUACUACAAAAUUGUAUUGAUAAAUAAUAAACCGCAAGGCAAAUAAUGAAAUAUUAAAUUUCAAUAUUAUAAUAGGUUGAAAAAAUAUAACUUCCUGAUAGCUCAAUUAUAUAAUAUUUUUUAAACUAGUUGUUAUAUUUUAAUAUUUCUUAAUACUGAGUAUUAAAAUGAAAUUCAAAUAUGUAUUAUAUUUUUGAACAUAUCAUUAGGUACGAAAAUCUGGUCAGUUUAUAUUUAAAAUUUCAAUUAGUUUUCAUGAUACAUAAUUGUAAAUUUUUAAAACAAUGGUGUUAUUUAGAAUAAGUGUCACAUCAUAAUAAUUGAUUAAUGUCGAUAUUAAAAAAAAUAAAUUACAUUUUUAAAUAUAACUAAGCAAGUACACAAAUUUAGUUUACAUACAAAUUUAGUACAGAUGCCAUUCUAAGUUAAUAUUUUAUAAGUAUUCCUUAUUAUUUAAAUGAAGCCAAAUUGUUAAAAAUUAAGACUUAAUGAGGGGAUUAAAAGUGUGAUAGAUUGGAUAGGUAGGUAUAUAAUAUGUUUGAGUGAUAUUUAGUAAGCAUAUUCAUGAAAAUGUCAAAUUUGUAAUAAAACUAUUUUUGGGGUUCUAAUAAAAAAAAAAGUAUCGGGUAUAGGAAACUCUCUUAUUAAUAAUACAAUAAAAUUGUAUUUAUUGUUAUUAAAAAAAUGAGCGGUGACAGCCAGAAUUUUUAACAUACUGUGAUCUGUUGCAUUCGCUUUUUUUUUAAACUUCAGUGCUAAUUCCUGUCAGUGAUGGGAAUGUUAAAAUAUUAUAAUAAAAUUGUAACCAGAGUAUGUCUGUUCAUGAGAGAGGAAAAUUUAUAUGAGGGAUCUUAAUAAGAUCAAUAGAUGCGAAAAUAAUAAUUUUAUAUAAGACCAGUACCAGCUUAGAAGGGGAUACCGAAAUUUAAAAGGGGCACCAAGGUCUAAGAGAUUUUUAAUGGGUGGGAAUGGAAUGAUAACCCUGUCUGUGCUAUUAGGAUACGUUGUCGGGGCAUCAAUGAGGAUGAAAACAGAUUUGGUCCAUCGUAACGAAUUCCACAAGGAAAAUCAGUGAUAACAGUUUUUUUUUUUAAAUCGGGUUGAGUUGCUAGUAACUAUGUCAAGAGACAUAUACCUAUGGAUAUAUAUAAAUAAAAUUGGGAUAUCAAUAAACUAAACAUUAAAUAAAGGUUUUAU
Molecule: messenger RNA, 4006 nt
Organism: Galleria mellonella (greater wax moth)
Lineage: Eukaryota; Metazoa; Arthropoda; Insecta; Lepidoptera; Pyralidae
Product: pancreatic lipase-related protein 2-like
Exons: 3
Coding region: 215-1309 (364 amino acids)
Molecular function (GO): lipase activity
Source: RefSeq, a predicted model, not a curated record